AAUAUUACCCUUCACGGUUUCCACGUCCCCAUCUCCUCCUCGCUCUCUUAUUUUUCUUUUCUCCCCGUCCUUCGGCUUUAAGCCAGACAUCUGCCUCUCUCCAUUUGAUCGUCAAAAUCUUUAACUUCUUAUCUCUCUAGGGACUUUUACAACAACAUUGCAGGCCGUUCUCUCUCUCCCCAUUUGUCCAUAUAAUCUGACAGACAGGCAGUUCUUUCUCUACCUUCACAUACCCUUGCCUUCUUUCUUUCCUUCUUUGUCUUUCAAAUGUACUUUCUUUAAGGUUUCCUGGCCACACCUUACCAGCAGCUCCUCAAGUCUCUCUUCUUCUUUUGAUCCCAUCCGUUACGCUCAAGAAACUCUCUCUCAAUUUCUCUUUUCCUCAGCCAAAAGAAAAAAAAAUUGUUUGUAUAUUAAUCUGUUCACUUUCAUGUGCCUCUUUUGCUGAGUUUUCUUGAACAAGAAAUCAUUUUUGAAAUGGGUUUUGCUUGUCUUGGCUAUUUUCUCUGAAAGAUUAAACACUAAGAAGUAAGAACCAUAACAUAAGCUAAAGAAAAAGAGCAUCAUGUUGGAUCUCAAUCUUGGUAUCACCUAUAGUGAUUCAUCUUGUGAUGAUAACCACAAGAAUAGUAUGAUGGUAAUCGUUGAUGUCGAGAACCACCAUCACCAAGAAGAAGAAGAAGUUUCCAGGACUCGUCAAAUGGAAGAUUCAGCUGCUUCAAACUCCUCCACUAUCAACACUACAGAAGAUGAAAACUCCUCAAACACCAGUAACUCUGCUUUCAUUUUUGAUAUCUUGAAGAAAGAUGGAAAUUUUACCAGCACUACAACCAUUGAUGCUUCAAAGCAGACAAACCCAAACUGUGAUUUCACUACCCAACAACUUUCUCCUCAAAGAAGUGGGCUGGAAUUGAAUUUGCAGCCGGGCUUGGCUGUAACAACAGCUACAAGACCACAGUGGUUGAAGCUUUCACAGAUGGGGUCUAGUGGGGAGGCAGAACUGAGAAUUGUGCAGCAAAAACAGCAGCAAGCGAGGAAGAGUAGGAGAGGACCAAGGUCUAGAAGUUCACAGUAUAGAGGAGUGACGUUUUAUAGGAGAACUGGGAGAUGGGAGUCACAUAUCUGGGAUUGUGGGAAGCAAGUAUAUUUAGGUGGGUUUGACACUGCUCAUACUGCUGCAAGGGCAUACGAUCGAGCAGCAAUUAAGUUUCGGGGAGUUGAUGCAGAUAUCAACUUUAAUCUAAGCGAUUAUGAAGAAGAUAUGAAGCAGAUGAAAAACCUUAAUAAAGAAGAAUUUGUUCACAUCCUUCGUCGCCAAAGCACCGGUUUCUCACGAGGUAGCUCAAAAUACAGAGGUGUGACUCUUCACAAAUGUGGCAGAUGGGAAGCUCGAAUGGGGCAAUUCCUUGGAAAGAAGUAUAUUUAUCUUGGAUUAUUCGACAGCGAAGUAGAAGCUGCAAGGGCUUAUGACAAGGCAGCCCUCAACUGCAAUGGAAGGGAAGCGGUAACCAAUUUUGAGCCUAGCGUUUAUAAAGGAGAUACGGUUUUCGAUACGAAUUAUGGAGGAAGUGGCCACAAUCUUGAUUUGAGCCUUGGAAUUUCUCAGCCAACGAAUGAUCCUAAAGGGAAUGACAAUUUGGGAGAUGGCCAUUGUAGUUAUGGUGGUUGUGAAAUACCCAUCAAAGGGAGACAAGCGAAGGCUGAGGGCACUGCUGCUGCACAUAUGGGUUUAGAGACGCUUCAUGGUCUACCAAUAGCAUCGAGGAACCUUCCGACAUGGUCUGGCAUGUUCCCUGGUUUAGCAUCAAGCUAUGAGGAAAGGACUCCGGAGAAGAGGUUUGAAGCAGUUUCUCCACCGAGAUUCUCAAGCUGGCCAUGGCAGAUAAAUGGCAGCAACAAUGUUGCUGCUACAAUGCCACAGCUCUGUGUUGCAGCAUCAUCAGGAUUCUCUUCUUCGACCAAAACUGUUCCUUCAGCUACUCUUCCAUUCAACCAACAGAACCAUUUCUCCAACAACAACCCGCAACUUGCUGCCUUCACCACAUCUGCCACCAACCCCUCGUUUUACUACUCUUAUACGAGCUAAUUAACGUCAACACCUUGAGUGCAUUUGCCAUUGGGCUAAAUUAAGCGAGCAAGAAAACUGAAUCAAUGGAGUCUGGAGUUGAUACUAUUUUGAUUUGUAAUAUAACAUGAAGCAUAGAUAUGCUAACAAUCUGUUCAGCUGCAUCAAGAGAAAUCGUUGACGAUUCCGAAUCCUCGUCAUUUUUCAA
This is a messenger RNA of Populus nigra (black poplar), 2273 nucleotides long. Its product is annotated as APETALA2-like protein 3. The record is from RefSeq and is a predicted model, not a curated record. Lineage: Eukaryota; Viridiplantae; Streptophyta; Magnoliopsida; Malpighiales; Salicaceae. Gene Ontology annotation, molecular function: DNA binding; DNA-binding transcription factor activity. Bases 566 to 2086 code for a protein of 506 amino acids. Gene Ontology annotation, biological process: regulation of DNA-templated transcription. The transcript is spliced from 10 exons.